This is a messenger RNA of Botrytis cinerea B05.10, 1304 nucleotides long. RefSeq lists its product as hypothetical. The record is from RefSeq and is a predicted model, not a curated record. The transcript has 4 exons. Lineage: Eukaryota; Fungi; Ascomycota; Leotiomycetes; Helotiales; Sclerotiniaceae. The coding region runs from base 833 to 1186 and encodes 117 amino acids.
GUUUGUACUGAGAUUGAAGCGCGUGAACGGCGUUCUGAUGCAAAGGUUUCCUGCGUUUGGAAUUAGAAUCGAGUUGACAGAAAGGCACCAAACCGACAAUUGCGGGGCACAACUAACAAGAAGCCUCAUUUUAACUACAUUCGGGCAAAAUUUCCAUCGCUUCCUUAUCUCAGAUCAACGACGUCCCCUUCAUUCAACAUUCGCCAUUUUCGAUGCAUGGAAAUCCAUUAGCUACGGGAGCUAAAGGCAAUCAGCCGGUCAAGCUCUUGAGAUAUCUGAUGCAGAGAUACCGACCAUGCACGCUCCAUCUACAGAUAGCCAUGUCCCCAAACAAUCUCUGGAGCGAUAGCUAAGACAUCUCGAUACCUAUCGUAAACACAAUCUGGAUUCGAAUCCGAAAUCCACCCGUAUGCCUUUCUUGUCGUUCCCGAGCUGCUCCAGAUGUACCCCUCCUUAGAUCUCAGAAAGGAAUAUCAUACCCCGCGCAUUUCCUAUUUCAGCAAUACAGUCCAUGGAGUACAUUGAGAAUACCUCAUAUGGCAAAUGUUCUUGCUACAGUGGGAUGGCUCAACACCUUGGUGGUCUUGCAUCAUCGGUAGCUAACAGUAGAGAUGGAUAUAUAAGAUGAAGGCAUCAUGGACGAAGAAAGCGAAUCUUUCCAGCUCAACACACACUCUUCUUAUCAUCUGCAGAAUACAAGAUAUACCUUGUGAUAACUUCAUAUUCACGAAUCAGCUCUAUUCAAACACUGUGCAAGUUACUGCGAGAAGAUAAGAACUCAAGCAAAGCCAAAUCAUCCAAAUCAUCCAAAUCCUCAUCAAAAGCUGAAAAAAUGUCUCUUCCAUUCACAUACCACGCCAAUGCUCAAACCGAGUUCAAGCCUCCUCUCAUUGCCAACGAGAAUGCAUUCCUCGGCGAUGUGUCCGUAUCUACCGACGAAGCUGCACCACUAUCAGCUGGCUUCUACAGAUUAGAAAAGGGCACGCCAUUGAUUUACGAAUACACAUACCACGAGAUGAAGAUUAUCGUUGAUGGAGAGUUUGAUAUUAGUGACGAAACUGGACAGAAGGUUCAUGCCACCAAGGGCGAUGUUUUCUACUUUCCAAAGGGAAGCAAAAUUACCUUUACUACCGAAACUUUCGGGUUAGGAUUCUUCGUUGGACAGAGAAAGACUGGAACCGCAUAAGAGCGGGAUAUCAGUUGACAGGAAUUGGAUAAUGGGAUAAUGGAUUAUGGAGUCUACCUACUGUUUGUAAAUACAAUUGGCAAUGUCAUGAAUUAUGAUGCACUACUUGACGAUCUCA